AAUGUUUAGCUUUUCGGCAACAAGUAUUCAAUAUUUUAUAAGGAAACUAUCAAACUAAUUAUGCCGUUAUUAAACUUUUAUUAAUUAAAGAAAAUUCCGGUACUUAUUAUAAAAUCCCAUGGUAUUGUAAUUUUUAUAAAAGUAUUUUAAUUUAGAAUGUGAGAACGUUUUUAGUUUUUUGAUGUUUAAUAAUUCAGAAGUAUUAUUUUAAUGAUAUACAUAUACAAGUAUUGAAAGCUUAUGAGAGAUAAUUGAAAAGGUAGAAUUAAUUUUAUGUUAGCCAUGGAUGAUGAUACUACUUGUGACUUUAUGGAAAUAAUUAAGGGUUAUGGUACGGAUUUCAACAUGUCUACUGUAAUGCAAUGUGUUCAAGAGUUGAAAGCUUGGCAAGAAUCCCAAAAAGAAAUCUUGCAAGAAAGUGCUUCUGUAAAAUCAUCGAGAAAUAAUAUCGAAGAUGAAUUACAAAUAUUUGAUAUAGCUGAUGAUGUACAAGAAAACCCAACAGAUGAUGAAAUUUCUUCGUGUUAUAGGAUUGAUGAAAAGUUAUUAAAUAACCUUAGAUCAUUUAAAAUAAAAAAUCAGAAUGAGGAUGAUAAUUUUUCUACAAUAUCUGAACUAGAUGAAAAUUUAAUUAUGAAAUGUUCUGAUUUUAGUAAAAGAAAUUCUUCUCCUAAUCAUUUUGCACGAGAUGAAUUAGUGAUUUUAUCGCCUAACAAAAAUUUUGCUCAAACAUGUAAAAUUAGAACAGUAAAUGAUGAUGAAAAAAUGAAUAGUGAAAAAGCUAAAGAUUUAAAAGAUAAUUUUGAAGUUCAGAAUAAAAAUCCAAAACCUUUUUUAAAAAAAGGGGCAGGUUUAGCAAGAUAUGGUUUAAAUUUUGAGGAAGUAAAAAAUAAAAAAGGAAGAUUAAAGUUUAGAAAGCCACAAAUUAUUCAAAAAGUAAAAAUUCCAAAAAAAAAAACUAGUGAAUCAUAUAAGACUUCUAAAACAAGUUUUAAUAAUAAAGUAAUGGAAAGUAAUCGCUUGGAUUUAAACAAAGUUAUGGUUGAAACAUGGAAUAGAUAUGAACCUAAAGAUGAGAUUAUUAAUGAAGAUUUUGAAAUUGUUAGAGAACAAAAAGAGUUGCAUGCUUUUGAAAUAUUAGAAGAACGAGCUAAUGAUUCAAAUUUUAAUGCAGCAUCUCCUAGCGUUCAUCAGCUUCUCCAAGGUACAUCAAAUUUCAACAGUAAUAAAGAAGUACAAGUGACUGGUACUGCUCGUUCUCUUAAUUUUAACCAAGUGAAUACAUCCACUCCUAAUAGACAGUUAAAAGAUUCUGAUGAUGAAUAUUCAGAUUCUAGUCAAGAGUAUGAUCCAUUAGAUUUAAUAGAAGUUAAUAAAAAAUGUAUAUAUUCUGAUGGUAUUCAAAACACAAAAAGUACAAACAAAAAUAAUCAACCUCAAUUGACUGAAGAUGAAAAAAAAUAUUUAGACAAUUUUACUUUAUCUAAACCUGUAAAAAAUGAUUAUAAUUUUGAACAAUCAUUUGAUACAGAAAUAUUGGCUAAAAGAUUAGUGCAGUUAGAAUCUGAAAUUGAAACAUUUCGGACAGAAAAUGCUAAAUUAGCUAAAUUACAGCAGGACUUUGAAGUUGAAAGAAAAAAGUUCUUUAAAAGUAAAGAUGAUUUUUUAAAGAAAAUUGAUGAAGAAAAAAAAAAUAAUGAAGAAAAGUUAGCUGAAGAAAAAAAAAAAUUUGCUAAAGAGAAAGCUAUUUUUGAAAAAAACUCUAGAGAGUUAAAAAAUAGACCUACUAGACAAGAAAGAGAAGAAAUCAAAACACUAAAAGAACAGUUGGCAGAACUAAAAGAAGAAUUAAAUAAAAAAGAAUCUCGUUGGGCAGCAGGUCAAGCUCGAUUGAGAAACCAAAUGAAAGUUUUAGAAAACGCUAAUACUGCUCUUAAAAAUGAGCUAGAACUAGUGAGAAAAGCAUCAUUAAAUAAAAAAGUAACCUUUAAAUCUUCUAUAGAAAAACAAGCUAUGAGAAAUACAAAAAUUCUUCAUAAUGUAAAUAAUGAAAUUAGUAAACUUACACUAGAUGAUGUUUCAUCGAUGGUUGAUCCUAGGUCAAAAAAAGUACCUCCAUCAAUUCUAAGAAAACCAUCCAUAAAAUUAACUGAAUCUUACGAAUCAUCUGAAGAUAAUUCCUCUAAUAGCAGUCAAUCAAAUGAAAAUAUAUUGACUGGAAACAGUGAUAAUUUGACUAAAAUUGAUGAUUAUAAUAGUGAUUCUGGAGUUAUACGUGAGACAGUGCUUGAUGACGGGCGUAAAGAGAUAUUAUAUUCAAAUGGUAAUUUCAAAAAAAUAUCUGCUGAUGGCAAGACUAUUAAAACUAUUUAUUACAAUGGCGAUGUAAAAGAAACAAAUGAAAGUUCUGAGCGUUAUUACUUUUCUGAAAAUAAAACCUAUCAUACAACGUUUAAUGAUGGUCUUGAAAUAAUUGAAUUUCCUAAUGGACAAAUUGAAAAACAUUAUAUAAAUGGCACAAUAGAAAUUGAAUAUGUGGAUGGUAAAAAACAUACUAUUUAUCCGGAUGGUAAAGAAAUAUGGAAUUAUUUAGAUGGUUCAUGUUUAACUAUAAAUUCAAAUGGGUGUCGUGAAUUAGUAUUUCAGAAUGGACAACGAGAAAUACAUACCAAUGAGUAUAAAAAGAGAAUAUUUCCUGAUGGCACGACUAAAAUUAUUUAUUCAGAUGGAUCACAAGAGACUAAAUACUCAGAUGGUAGGAUCCGUAAAAAAGAUAAAGAUGGCAACUUAACUUUGGAUUUUAGCGCUGCUCCUUAAAGUAUAUCAUUUUAUAAAAUUUAAUUGAUUGAAUUUUUAUGUAAUUUUAUGUUAUUAUGAACAUUUAUUUUAUAAAAGAGUUGUAUUAUUUUAUUUUAAGUAUUAUAUUAAUUAUUUAAU
Messenger RNA from Daktulosphaira vitifoliae (grape phylloxera), 2937 nucleotides. It is a transcript of the gene Sas-4, whose product is annotated as centromere protein J. Gene Ontology annotation, molecular function: tubulin binding. The transcript has 8 exons. Gene Ontology annotation, cellular component: centrosome; nucleus; centriole. Gene Ontology annotation, biological process: cilium assembly; centriole elongation. Bases 274 to 2817 code for a protein of 847 amino acids. The record is from RefSeq and is a predicted model, not a curated record. NCBI's taxonomy places the organism in Eukaryota, Metazoa, Arthropoda, Insecta, Hemiptera, Phylloxeridae.